Molecule: messenger RNA, 507 nt
Organism: Brenthis ino (lesser marbled fritillary)
Lineage: Eukaryota; Metazoa; Arthropoda; Insecta; Lepidoptera; Nymphalidae
Source: the annotation of a GenBank genome assembly
AUGAGAAGAAGGCGUAAGAUGAUUCUUUUCCACGGUGUCCCAGAGAUUAAAAAUGAAGAUAGUGCAGCCAGAAUCACAAGUUUGAUCGCUGACCACCUCGAUCUGCAGAACUUUUCUACCGAAAGCAUUAAAGACUCUUAUCGCUUAGGCCGCCCCGCCGACAAGCCUAGGCCUAUCGUAGUGAAAUUUAGUGAUGUUAAUGUGCGUAAUAAAGUGUGGUUCGCCAAAACCAAACUCAAAGGCACUGGUUUCACCCAGUCGGAGUUCCUCACGAAGAGUAGGCACGAAGCGUUUUUGGAGGCAAGACAGCGUUUUGGUGUCACCAAGUGCUGGACUCGGGAUGGGUACAUCCACAUUAUAGCCCCGGAUGGGUCUCGGCAUCGUGUGGAGUGUAAACUGGAUUUAAGUGUAAUUCCGAGCAAUCCAGUUAAAUCACCGCAGAACGUAUCAGUUCCCAAAACAACAGACAAAGUGGUGGCUUCUCGCGUUAAACGAAUAGUCAAAAAA